AGCUGCGUAAUCCCAGCACACCAGAACCGGCCCACAGAUUGACUUAUACAGCAGCCAUCACCGAACCCCGUACAUGCGCCUUCAAGGGCCUGUGUUUUGAGUAGACGGGAAAUCUGCCGAUCACCUUUUCUCAUUCGAUCCAGUCGGUCGAGUUCAUCGCAUGUAGUCCCAAAACCCACGACAGAACAGUCCCUCCAUCCUCGGUUCCUGUCAAUUUGUUGUUGACCCCCAGCGCCGCAUGCCACUUGUCCCCAGUUUUGCUGCACACAAGCAUCUCUUGGUGGAGUCAUUGGUGGAACGGAACGACUUUGGAAGAAACAUGCUAAUGACAUGAGUCUUGGCGCUUCAUGGCGUUGGUAUAUAAUAAGACACCGGCUGUAACUUAGCAAUGCAAUGCUUCUGGCUCGUUAUACCCGCUCCCACAUUCUUUUAUUCUAUUCAGUCGUUCAUUUCUUCAACGACUAGACGUUCGUUUUUCACAAUAAACAAUUACACUCACGAUGAGAUUCUUCCAAGUUUUAGCCCUGGCCGGUGCCGUUUCUGCUGCUCCCAAGGCUGCCAAGGGCAAGCGAGCCGUCACUGUCUCUGGAUCAGCCGAAGGAUUCGCGGCCGGUGUCACGGGCGGAGGUGACGCCACGGCCGUUUACCCCACCACUACCGAUGAGCUCGUCUCUUACCUCGGCGACGACGAGCCUCGUGUUAUUGUCUUGAACCAGGAGUUCGACUUCACGGGCACCACUGCCACCGCUUCCGGCUGCGCGCCGUGGGGUACUGCCUCGGCUUGCCAGAUCGCCAUCAACAAGGAUGACUGGUGUACCAACUAUCAGCCUGAUGCCCCUACCGUGUCCAGCAUCACCUACGAUGAGGCCGGCAUGAGUGGCAUUGACGUUGCUUCCGACAAGACCCUGAUUGGUGACGGCACCAGCGGUGUCAUCAAGGGCAAGGGUCUCCGCAUGGCCAACGGUGUCUCCAACAUCAUCAUCCAGAACAUCCACGUCACCGAAAUCAACCCGCAGUACGUGUGGGGCGGUGAUGGUAUCACCAUCGACGGCGCUGACAUGGUCUGGAUCGACCACGUCAAGACGUCCCUUAUUGGCCGCCAGCACAUCGUCCUGGGCGAGGAAUCUUCGGGCCGUGUCACCAUCUCCAACAGCGAGCUUGACGGUAACACCGACUGGUCUGCGACCUGCGACGGUCUCCACUACUGGGGUUACUAUUUCACCGGCUCCUCCGACACCAUCACCUUGAAGGGCAAUUACGUCCACCACACCUCGGGCCGCGGCCCCAAGGUCGGCGGCAACACAGUCCUGCACGCCGUCAACAACUACUUCGGCCCGUCAUCGCACAACUUUGAGAUCGGCAGCGGCGGCUACGUCCUGGCCGAGGGCAACGUCUUCGACUCGGUUGACGCCCCCGUGGAUGCGUCCAGCCUCGAGGGCGAAAUUUUCACUGCCGAAGACGUCUCCGCCUGCUCCAGCUACCUCGGCCGCGACUGCGAGGCCAACAGCCUAUCUAGCUCGGGCGACUUGUCCGGCACCGACUCCGAUGUCUUGUCCAAGUUCUCCGAUGCCAGCAACAUUGCUAGCGCUGACUCGCCUUCCUCCGUGUCGUCCAACGUGCCUAGCAGUGCUGGUUUCGGUAUCUAAAGUGGUCCGUGAUAUUGUUCAUCUAGUGCCGUUGAGUGUGCUAGGCCGUGGAAGUCGAAUGGUUUAACUUGUGUAUAUAUUUAUUCUUUGAAACAUUGUACAAUUCAUGACUUGGCUAGUCCAUUUAUCC
This is a messenger RNA of Pseudomassariella vexata, 1776 nucleotides long. RefSeq names its product pectin lyase fold/virulence factor. Lineage: Eukaryota; Fungi; Ascomycota; Sordariomycetes; Amphisphaeriales; Pseudomassariaceae. Gene Ontology annotation, molecular function: pectate lyase activity. Bases 501 to 1646 code for a protein of 381 amino acids. The transcript is spliced from 3 exons. The record is from RefSeq and is a predicted model, not a curated record.